AUGGUCAUGAGAAGCCUGGUUCGGUUUAUCUCGGCCUGGUUGGGUUUGUCACGGCCUGGUUGGGUUUGUCACGGCCUGGUUGGGUUUGUUACGGCCUGGUUGGGUUUGUUUCGGCCUGGUUGGGUUUGUCUCUGCCUGGUUGGGUUUGUCUCGGCCUGGUUGGGUUUGUCUCGGCCUGGUUGGGUUUGUCACAGCCUGGUUCACUUUGUCUCGGCCUGGUUGGAUUUUUCACGGCCUGGUUGGGUUUGUCUCGGCCUGAUUCGGUUUGUCUCGGCCUGGUUGGGUUUGUCAUGGCCUGGUUGGGUUUGUCACGGCCUGGUUGGGUUUGUUACGGCCUGGUUGGGUUUGUCUCGGCCUGGUUGGGUUUGUCUCGGCCUGGUUGGGUUUGUCUCGGCCUGGUUGGGUUUGUCACAGCCUGGUUCACUUUGUCUCGGCCUGGUUGGAUUUUUCACGGCCUGGUUGGGUUUGUCUCGGCCUGAUUCGGUUUGUCUCGGCCUGGUUGGGUUUGUCACGGCCUGGUUGGGUUUGUCACGGCCUGGUUGGGUUUGUUACGGCCUGGUUGGGUUUGUCUCGGCCUGGUUGGGGUAUUUCUCGGCCUGGUUGGGUUUGUUACGGCCUGGUUGGGUUUGUCACGGCCUGGUUGGGUUUGUUACGGCCUGGUUGGGUUUGUCUCGGCCUGGUUGGGUUUUUCUCGGCCUGGUUGGGUUUGUUACGGCCUGGUUGGGAAGAGACGCACAAUCUCAGGAAGAGACGCACAAUCUCAGAAGCGUCGGGACUGUCUGUAACCAGAUCAUGUGUCUGUACCUCUGCAGCACAGACUCACUGGGGUUCGAUCCAAACAGGUUAAGAACCUCUGCUUUAGACUGA
Molecule: messenger RNA, 867 nt
Organism: Knipowitschia caucasica
Lineage: Eukaryota; Metazoa; Chordata; Actinopteri; Gobiiformes; Gobiidae
Source: the annotation of a GenBank genome assembly